Acipenser ruthenus (sterlet) is the source of this 760-nucleotide messenger RNA. Its product is annotated as gamma-secretase-activating protein-like. The coding region runs from base 191 to 442 and encodes 83 amino acids. Gene Ontology annotation, cellular component: trans-Golgi network. Gene Ontology annotation, biological process: positive regulation of amyloid-beta formation. The record is from RefSeq and is a predicted model, not a curated record. The transcript is spliced from 4 exons. Lineage: Eukaryota; Metazoa; Chordata; Actinopteri; Acipenseriformes; Acipenseridae.
AAACAUUUCCAGACUGGUACUAGCUUCAUCAAAAAUGUAAAGGACAAAAGUAUGAAUAGCACAAAUGCACCCUUAAAAUUACUUUUUUUUCUUUGUUUCUAAAUCUUUUUUUUCUAGAUGGUGGAGAGCACCUUUAUAGACACGUCGGUCACCUGAGAAAGAAAAAAGAUUGACACGCUGGUUGUUAAUUAUGUUGCAAAGCUGCUGGAUCUGGUCAGGCAGAUACUGGAGACAAUGUGGAUUAAAUAUAGUCUCAGCUUCCAAGUUCUUCGCUUGGUUUCACUCUCUUCACAUUGUGCUGGCGGUCCUCUGUCUUCCAAUUCACACGUUUCUGCUGUACAUCGACCAUGGUGCACUUCACCUGACUGAAACCUUUGUGACAAGACUGCUGAAAGCACUGAACCUCUUUGAAGAGCAAGAGAACAUGGAAAUAAAUAAAUAAUAAAUGGAUGCACAUUUUGUUGAAGAAAUAGAUCUCAAACAAACUUUUAUUGUAAUGGGCUUUGAGGUGAAAUAAAAACAAGAUUUUUUUGGUGAAUGUCUGCUUGGCGGUGCUACUGAGAGAGAGGCUGGUAACCAUCUUGUUUAAACACAAGGUUCUGAGGAAGAAGCCACUGGGUCAUAGGUUAUUAUUUUAAGCAGUGGGUAAGUACUGGCUAUUAAAAUGAUCCAGCUCUUAAUUUGCAGGAUGGCUUCAUACAGGUUCUACUGUAUGAAGUCAAAUAAAACUGGAUAUUUUGAUAUGUUUUAUUGCAGAAAA